AUGCCUAACGGAUACAUCCGGCUGUCCAAGACUCAGCUCGGUCAUAUCCUUGACUUCACGCGCGAAGUUAAAGACGCGGUGUGGUCUCUCUACCACAUCCACGAUGUCUCAGAAGACGGUAUCAAAAACUAUGUGGAAAUCUGGGAGCAAAUCCACAGCGCGAUCCACGAGGACGACGAGUUCUACAAGGACGACGACUAUAAGACGCCUUACGAUGUCCUCAAGAUACUCAAACCUACGGCGAUGAACCUGCUUAUCUAUAUAAGGAUGUUAGCGGCAAAAGCUGACGCAGAAUGCUGGACCUGCAAUGGACGCCGGCUACGGGCAGAAGCCGCUGUAAUUGAGCAGUCUAUGAAGGAAAUGGAGGAGAAGAUCAAUGGGGACUUCGGAGAGUUCGUAACCGCCCUAUGGCCACCCGCAAAAUAA
Westerdykella ornata is the source of this 426-nucleotide messenger RNA. RefSeq lists its product as uncharacterized. The record is from RefSeq and is a predicted model, not a curated record. The transcript has a single exon. NCBI's taxonomy places the organism in Eukaryota, Fungi, Ascomycota, Dothideomycetes, Pleosporales, Sporormiaceae. Bases 1 to 426 code for a protein of 141 amino acids.